This is a messenger RNA of Paramisgurnus dabryanus, 1415 nucleotides long. NCBI's taxonomy places the organism in Eukaryota, Metazoa, Chordata, Actinopteri, Cypriniformes, Cobitidae. The record is from RefSeq and is a predicted model, not a curated record.
GAUGGGUACAAUACUAUUUACAUUUCAGUUAAAUAACACCGCUUGAUUUCAAUAAUAUCAGUAUCUCUGCUGUUAAACUGAAAAAGCUUAAAAUGCAAUUCUGUUUGAUCUUUCACCUCUUAAUGGUCAUUUUAAUGAUCAAGACAAAUGCUGAAGAAGUCAUCUGUCAGGAGCAGGAACUCAAUAAUGUUCAGAUUUUAAUGGGACAUCCAGGGAUCAGUCCACCUUAUACAUCUGGACAUGUCUUAGUUUUCAAAUGCACUGAUGUCAACAUGAAGUUGUACGGCCACCGGGCCAUUGAAUGCCAGUCAGAUGGAAACUGGGAAAACCCAUAUCCACAAUGUCAAGUGAAAGAUUGUGAGCCACCACCAAAUAUGGCGCAAAAGAACGCAGAUACAUUAGACAUGCUGGAUCAAAGAAAGACUGAAUACAAGUCAGGGGAGACAGUUGAAUACAGCUGCCUUGCUACAUACAAAAUGGAGGGUGAUCCCCACUUGACCUGUGUAGAAGGCAAAUGGAAAGGGAAUUUUACAUGUAUAGAACCGUGUUUAGCAUCUCAGGAGGAAAUGUUUAAUAGGAACAUACAACUGAGAAGAAGUGGAAUAGAAAGAAUGUACACUCCACAUAAGGAUCACAUGACCUUUGUGUGUAAGAGUGGAAAAUCUCCAAAAAGAAGCAGUGUUGAAUUUAGACAACAGUGUCUAUAUGGCAAGAUGACUUUGCCUGAGUGUGAACUUAAAAUGAAAUUCUGUUUGAUCUUUCAUCUGUUAAUGGUCAUUUUAAUGAUCAAGACAAAUGCUGAAGAAGUCAUCUGUCAGGAGCAGGAACUCAAUAAUGUUCAGAUUUUAAUGGGACAUCCAGGGAUCAGUCCACCUUAUACAUCUGGACAUGUCUUAGUUUUCAAAUGCACUGAUGUCAACAUGAAGUUGUACGGCCACCGGGCCAUUGAAUGCCAGUCAGAUGGAAACUGGGAAAACCCAUAUCCACAAUGUCAAGUGAAAGAUUGUGAGCCACCACCAAAUAUGGCGCAUAAGAACGCAGAUACAUUAGACUUGCUGGAUCGAAGAAAGACUGAAUACAAGUCAGGGGAGAAAAUGAAAUACACCUGCCUUGCUACAUACAAAAUGGAGGGUGAUCCCCACUUGACCUGUGUAGAAGGCAAAUGGAAAGGGAAUUUUACAUGUAUAGAACCGUGUUUAGCAUCUCAGGAGGAAAUGGAUAAAAGGAACAUAAAACUGAGAAGAAGUCGAAUAGAAAGACUGUACAUUCCACAUGAGGAUCACAUGACCUUUGUGUGUAAGAGGGGAAAAUCUCCAAAAAGAAGCAGUGUUGAAUUUAGACAACAGUGUCUAUAUGGCAAGAUGACUUUCCCUGAGUGUGAAUGAAAUAUUUUGAAGGAAAAAUAAAUUGCUUAA